This is a messenger RNA of Chilo suppressalis (striped riceborer), 2492 nucleotides long. Lineage: Eukaryota; Metazoa; Arthropoda; Insecta; Lepidoptera; Crambidae. The record is from the annotation of a GenBank genome assembly.
UCGUGGAGUGAAGUCGUGUUAUGUGAUUGCGCGUCCGCCGCGAAGUUUAGCCCACUCGGAUAUCGAAAAGAGUAAUCAUCUUUAGAGAAAAGAUCGAGACGUUUAUUGGACUUGAGUUUUGUUUGUGGUGAUCGGACAUUCGAAAGAUAUUACUACAAUGGAACAAAUAACGAAGUACCUUAUCAUCAUCGCUUCCCUAAUGACAGUGAAACUAACAGUCACAGAAAGCAAAAAUGAUACAAAACCGAAAAUCGAAAGAAGAUACUACAAUGUACCUGCAUUUAUCAAUGUUUGUGACAUAAAGGAUCGUAGAUCCAAAAUUCAUUGCUAUUGUGAUAGUGGUAAACCAAAAAUGGCCACUAAAGCAGACUGCUGGGUUUUUGGUGGGGGGUUGACAGAAGACGAUCCUAUAUGGCCAAAUUUCUCAUCUCAGUCUGAAAUAGAGGACCUAAUGUUUAAUGUUAGAUCAGAUGAUGGACUCACUUUCAUCCCAGCUAAAGCAGUCGUUAGACUUGAUAAUCUCAAAUAUUUGUCUAUACAGUUUGCAAGUAUAAAUAUUAUACCACCUUACGCUUUCACUAAUUCAUCUACCAUAAAACAGAUCGUGUUGAAAGUAAACAAGAUCACAACACUGGAGAAACAUUCGUUUGCUCAAAUGAUGAUGCUAUCAAAUUUGAGCCUGGAAGAUAAUUCUAUAUCAGAACUGAGAAGAGAUGUCUUCUUCAAUUUACCAAAUUUACACAUCUUGAAUUUAUCGAAUAACAACUUGAGUUUAAUUCACGAAGGCUGUUUCAAGCAUUUGAAUAAUCUAAUAGAAUUACGAUUGGACAAUAAUUUAAUAUCAGUUAUAACAAAAGAAACUUUAGAAGGACUGGAAAAUCUUUCGAGGCUGAACUUGAGACAUAAUAAACUGACAAUGAUUGGAAAUUUAGCAUUCAGUGAAACUUGGAGUUUAAAAGAACUCAUGCUUGAUAAUAAUGCUCUUGAAUAUAUAUCAGAUAGAGCUUUUGGUGGACUAACUCAACUAAGAAAGCUGACAUUGGCCAAUAACAGAUUAACAGGUUUCUACGAAGAUAUUCUGGAAGACAUACGAAGUGUUAUAUUAUUAGAUUUAAGGGACAAUUUGUUAGAUACCAUUUCUUACGAAUCUGUUCGCCCAGUUAUAGAAAAUGAUAAAUCUGUAUCAGCAGUAGUGUAUUUGGAUGGUAACCCACUCAACUGUAAUUGUCGUCUGUCUUGGAUAUACGCGCUGCGUAAUGAGACCAAAGACAACAGUCUGAAGUACGCCCUCGAAAAAGUAUCUUGUGUCACGGAUCCUGUACCCGACAGGCUUUCGAACGCUGAAGAUGACAACGAGAACGACAAGAUCAAUGUACUAUCCGACGAUAGUUACGACUAUUACGACAAAAACGUCGAGUACGACAGCGAAGCGAAAGUCAAGAGUACUGAGAAAAAACUCGUCGAUAUACCCCUCGAAACAUUGCCGUGCCCAAAGGAAAUUAUGCAGUCUAUAGAGGAGUCGUACGGACAUCCCGUGCAAAACGAAAUUAGGCUGAAAGCUUUCUCUUCCGCCAGCAGAAUUGCAGCUAAUUCGAUCCUACCCUCUUUACUCGUUAAAUUAAUGCUUAAGUUAUAAAUAAGCUGGAGUGAAACAAAGAUAUUUGUGAUAUUAGAUGUUAAUAUAAAAACCUGCAACUUCUUGUAAAUUUCGUACUCGGGUAAACGCUGUUUCAUUUGCGAUUUGUAAAUGUUGACCUAUUAGUAAGUACAGUACACGAAUGUAAAUAAGACGACACUAAUUUCGUAUGCAUAGAGUUGUUUCGGUAUAUACUAACGCACUUUCAAUUAAGCAACAGGCUAUAUAAACGUAACAAUUACGAAUAAUUUAUUUGCUAACGUUUUAGUAUAACUUUAUGCGCAAGGUUCAUAUCGGGUAAACAUAUCAUACAUAUAUAACAGUUUUUUAAUGACAGUAAAGGAAAUUUAUUAUGAUUUAGAUGAGUUGUUUUAAGGAAUACAUUCAGUCAAUAUAAUGAAUUCACUUUAUAAUGUUAAUGUUACGUCAUAAAAUCGUUUUAUAAUAUUGUUUUCAACAUUGCUGCAUCGAGUGGUAUAGUAUUACAUAAUUUUUGAAGAUAAAGAUGUUUGAUCAGAACAAUUAACGUAGAAAAAUAUAUUGUGAAAUUUCGACGAAGUUGAAAAAGGAAACUUUAGCUUUCCUCAUUCCGUCAUUGUGACUCGCUAUGACUUGCCGCCGCAUAAAAAUAAUAAAUGAGCAUCGGCGAAGUUUGCCGAACCCCAACAACACAAAACAAACCCCCGCAAAAUUGUUUCUUUUUUUCACUCCUUCUACAUUUUUAUACGGGUUCGAGUUUAUACUUUUUUAAUUAAUGCUUCGAUAAUAUCUCGGACUUGGAAGAGAGAAAAAUUGGACAAUAGAAAACGUCAGGACUAAGUUUUAUUUUUUCAUUAAAAUGUGGACUGUAAAAUAC